This is a messenger RNA of Yarrowia lipolytica CLIB122, 186 nucleotides long. The record is from RefSeq and is a predicted model, not a curated record. NCBI's taxonomy places the organism in Eukaryota, Fungi, Ascomycota, Dipodascomycetes, Dipodascales.
AUGGGAAAGCAACACGGUUCUAUCGCUCGUGCCGGUAAGGUCAAGUCUCAGACUCCCAAGGUCGAGAAGCAGGAGAAGCCCAAGGCCCCUGUUGGCCGAGCCAAGAAGCGACUCUUGUACACUCGACGAUUCAUCAACGUUACCCUUGUCAACGGUAAGCGAAAGAUGAACCAGAACUCUGCCUAA